UGUUGUCAAGACGGUAACAGCGAGGUAUAUAGUUGAUAAACUAAAACUCGUACAAAAAUCAUGACGAAGACAAUUGUUUCAUUUAUCACUUGUGUUCUUUUAUAUAAAUUCUAUGAUGCAUCAUUCAUUAGGUCACGAACUUUUGUUGCGGAUACUGCCUUGAACGGAUACAAGUGCCAUGAGGAUAAUAUCAUUUUCUAUAAAACUGGCAACGCCAUUGCAUGUGCAAUAAAUUGUAUGGAUGACAUAGCUUGCAAGAGCAUGGUGUUCUAUCAAGAGACUCGCCAGUGUAUUGGAUGCAGUUCUUUCGAGGGAGUUAAUGGACAGAACAGUUCAAAGUUUUACAUACGUGGACAUGAGUAUAUCGGAUGUUACUAUGACCAACCUCGUAUUCUAAGCGGAUCUACCGUACGUAACACAUCAAUGACUACACAAUUUUGCCUUAACUUCUGUCUCAGCGGAGGCUAUGAGUACACAAUGACACAAUAUGGUAAAGACUGCAUAUGUGACCAUACUGCUGAAAUCGCCCAGUUGCAGGCUCAGAAGAGACAGGAGAGUGAGUGUGAUUAUACCUGUGCUGGAGAUGCGAAUCAGAUAUGCGGGGGAUUUUAUAUUGGCUCACUUUAUCGUACAGGAUUGUAAGGAAGGCAGUUUAUGUUUAUAAGAGUUUCAGUAAUUAAUUUGGAAUG
This is a messenger RNA of Mercenaria mercenaria, 689 nucleotides long. Its product is annotated as WSC domain-containing protein 2-like. The transcript has 3 exons. The record is from RefSeq and is a predicted model, not a curated record. NCBI's taxonomy places the organism in Eukaryota, Metazoa, Mollusca, Bivalvia, Venerida, Veneridae. Gene Ontology annotation, cellular component: plasma membrane. The coding region runs from base 61 to 642 and encodes 193 amino acids.